GGGGGAGCGAUGGGGAGGGGGCGGGAAUUCCCGACUCGCGGCCGGAACCGAGCGGAUGCCUUGUAGUGAGACCCUCGGGAGGUGGUCCACGAAGCUACCCGUGACAUCCCUCCACAGCCCCGAAGUCCCUGCGCUUCAUCCAUUCCUUCCUGGAGUGGGGCCUGGCCUUUGCUUUCCUUAGAGGAACCCUGCUCUCCAGUCCUCUGGGAGCUCCAGGUCUGAGAGUCACUGGAGCUACCACAGCCACCAUGGGGCCCUGGGGAGAGCCAGAGCUCCUGGUGUGGCGCCCCGAGGCGGUAGCCUCAGAGCCCCCAGUGCCCAUGGGACUGGAGGUGAAGUUGGGGGCCUUGGUGCUGCUGCUGCUGCUCACUCUCGUCUGCAGUCUGGUGCCCAUCUGUGUGCUGCGCCGGCCGGGAGCUAACACUGAAGCCUCGGCCUCCCGCCAAAAAGCCCUGAGCCUAGUAAGCUGCUUCGCAGGCGGUGUCUUUCUGGCUACCUGUCUCCUGGACCUGCUGCCUGACUAUCUGGCUGCCAUAGAUAAGGCCCUGGCGGCCCUGCACGUGACGCUCCAGUUCCCCCUGCAAGAGUUCAUCCUGGCCAUGGGCUUCUUCCUUGUCCUGGUGAUGGAGCAGAUCACGCUGGCUUACAAGGAGCAGUCGGGGCCACCACCUCGAGAGGAGACGAGGGCUCUGCUCGGAACAGCGAAUGGUGGGCCGCAGCACUGGCAUGAUGGAUCAGGGGUCCCACAGACAGGCGGAGCCCCCGCAGCCCCCUCAGCCCUGCGUGCCUGUGUACUGGUCUUCUCCCUGGCCCUGCACUCGGUGUUCGAGGGGCUGGCGGUGGGGCUGCAACGAGACCGGGCUCGGGCCAUGGAGCUGUGCCUGGCUUUGCUGCUCCACAAGGGUAUCCUGGCAGUCAGCUUGUCCUUGCGGCUGCUGCAGAGCCACCUGCGAGCACAGGUGGUGGCUGGCUGUGGGAUCCUAUUCUCAUGCAUGACUCCCCUGGGCAUUGGGCUGGGUGCAGCUCUGGCAGAGUCAGCUGGGCCACUGCACCAGCUGGCUCAGUCUGUGCUGGAGGGCAUGGCGGCUGGCACCUUUCUCUAUAUAACCUUCCUGGAAAUCCUGCCCCAGGAACUGGCCACUUCUGAGCAGAGGAUCCUCAAGGUCAUUCUGCUCCUAGCAGGCUUUGCCCUGCUCACUGGCCUGCUCUUCAUCCAAGUCUAGGGGGCUCCAAGAGGGGCAGGGGAGGUUGGGUAUCAGGUGCCCUGGGCCUUCCUCCCCUCCCCCAGUGUGUGGGCAAAAGGAAGGAGUGGGGAAGGGGGGGAUUGAGGCCCACAGAGUUCUCUGGGAGGUAAGGAUGGAGCCUUAGAACUAUCUGACCAAUGAGAGGGGAGUGGGCCCAAGGGACAAGGCCCAAGGGACAAGGGAUGGUCAAGUCACUAGAGACAUGAUCAAGGGACGUUAGUAUUAGGAAGACACUACACAUAGAGACAAACUGACAGUGGGGAGGCUGGAGGUGGGCAGCUGGCUACUGUGGGACAGAGGUAUAGAAAGGGCACAGGCCUAGAGUCAGCAGUCCUCUUGGUUCUAGCCCAUUUCAGCCCUCUGUCACUUGGAGUGGACCCCUCCUACUUUUCUUAGCUCCUACUCUCAUGUCUAUCUCCCUCUUCCUUUCUCCCAGGGAACUAGUGCCAAAUGGCUUCUUCCUGCCAGUUUUGGUACCUUCUAUGGCUUCUCCAGUCCUGCUUACUCCUCUGUUUUUAAAGUGCCAAAUAAAUCCCCUCCGUCUUUCUCAAAGCACAGUGAUGGCACUGAGCCCUACGCAACACCUCAGUAGAGGGGGCCUGCUUGCUCUUUAUUUUGGUCCCAGAUCCUGGGGUGGGGCAGAAACGUUUGCUGGGUUGGGGUAGGGGAAGAGUUGGCAGAGCUACGGCUCCCUACCACUGCCACACCCUAGGAAUACUGAACAUGGGCAUGGUGCCCCAGGCCCAGAUGAUAAACACUGAGCUGCCAAAACUUUUUUAUACCAGAGAAGCCCAAGGGGGAAGGGGAAGGCUCACCCCCGGGGGUUAUUUUUGGGGAGGGAGGGCUGUGCAUAGGGCCAUAUUCUCUAGAAUCUAUUUUACUAACUGACCUGUUUGGGGACAUGGUACCCAAAUAAAAGAUGUUUCUGUACAUCUG
Messenger RNA from Ceratotherium simum simum (southern white rhinoceros), 2180 nucleotides. NCBI's taxonomy places the organism in Eukaryota, Metazoa, Chordata, Mammalia, Perissodactyla, Rhinocerotidae. The record is from RefSeq and is a predicted model, not a curated record.